Hyaena hyaena (striped hyena) is the source of this 1597-nucleotide messenger RNA. RefSeq names its product Fas cell surface death receptor (gene FAS). Gene Ontology annotation, molecular function: tumor necrosis factor receptor activity; protein binding. Lineage: Eukaryota; Metazoa; Chordata; Mammalia; Carnivora; Hyaenidae. The record is from RefSeq and is a predicted model, not a curated record. The coding region runs from base 69 to 1016 and encodes 315 amino acids. Gene Ontology annotation, biological process: necroptotic signaling pathway; immune response; extrinsic apoptotic signaling pathway in absence of ligand. Gene Ontology annotation, cellular component: external side of plasma membrane; CD95 death-inducing signaling complex; membrane raft. The transcript is spliced from 9 exons.
CCGGGCCCCGGGGCGGCGGCGCUCGCUCUCGCGGGGUCUCGGGCGCGCCGGCUGGGCGCUCCGCAGCCAUGAGGGGGCCCUGGGCCGUCCGCUGUCUGAUACUGACCUCUGUCGCUGGGCCAUUGUUUAGAGGUAACAGUGCUCAAGUCACUGAUGUCAACUCCAAGGUGUUGAAAUGGAGUAAGAACGUUACGGAAGGGGAGUCUGGAUGCAAGGAAGGUCUGCAUCGCGGGAGCAAAUUCUGCUGUCUGCCAUGCCCUCCCGGCACACGAAAAGUUGCUGACUGUAAAGAUGAUGGGGGCCAACCAUCCUGUACCUUCUGCAAAGAGGGGAGGGACUACACAGACAAGGACCAUUUUUCUCCCAGAUGCAGAAGAUGUAGAAUUUGUGAUGGAGAGCACGGCUUAGAAGUGGAAAAGGACUGUACUCAGACCCAGAAUACCAAGUGCAGAUGUAAACCAAACUUUUUUUGUAACGUCUCUCUGUGUGAACACUGUAAUCCGUGCAUCACGUGUGAACAUGGAAUCCUUGAGAAUUGCAGCCCAACCAGCAACACCAAAUGUAAACAAGGAUCCAGCUCCAAGUAUCUGUGGUUUUGUGUCCUAAUCCCGAUUCUACUGUCUGCACUACUAGCAUGUUGGUAUGUGAUCAAACAGCGCAGGAAUAAAAAGAAUGACGGCUGUGGACCUAGAGUGUCACCUAUUGAAAGUAUGCCGAUGAUUUGCAGAGACACCGAUUUGAGUAAUUACAUCAGCAGCAUUGCCGAACAGAUGACAAUAACUCAAGUCAAAGAAUUCGUUCGGAAGAACGGUAUCAACGAGGCGAAAAUAGAUGAGAUCAAGAAUGACCACCUCCAAGACACCGCUGAACAGAAAGUACAGCUGCUCCGUAAUUGGUACCAGCUCCACGGGAGGAAGGGAGCAUGUUACACCUUAAUUACAGGUCUCCAAAAAGCCAAUCUCUGUACUCUUGCGGAGAAAAUUCAAGAGAUGGUCCAGCAGGACAUUCCUGGCUAACUUGAGUGUGGAAACUGUAAACGUGAAAAUGAAAGACAAAGCCUGGCUGAAUGUGAAUGUAUAUAUUAAGCCACAGAAAGCAAAAUUAGUGUUAGAAUGAGUUCUUAAUCGCUGUAGACUAUCAACAUCGCUUGGGUUUUUAUAGGGUGUGUUUUCUUUUUCAUUUGUUAGAUGUUAGAGCUAAUAUAUUUAUAGGUUUGGAGGGUCUCAUGAUUCUGACUUGAAGGAUGUUGGGAAGACAGACCUAGUUAAAAGUAAAUACAAUGGCAUGUUGAGUGUACAAGUGUGUGUACACAGGAGAAAAGAUUGGGAGCACACUUGAGUGUCUAAACUGGAGUUAGAGGGUGUAUGCAUGAAUAGAAUCCUGGUGUUGCCUUUUUCUUUUCUUGUUGAAAUGUUUCAUGCAUCGUUGCUAUUUGUUCAGAUGGGGAGGGAGUGGCCCUCCAGAAGUAAACUUACAAUUCUUUAUUAAUGAUAAGGCCCCAGUUUUGUCACUAGAUGACCAGAAAGAAUAUUUUAUUUUGUUUUACAGUUUUUUUAAUAUACUUUUUAAGUUUAUUUACUUAUUUUUGAGAAAGAGA